AUGCUUUCAGAACUGUGUUUUCAUGACCUGGGCGAUGCACUCCCGCAGACGUACAAUGGAGAGGUGACGUCGGUGCUGACCACCGGCAGCCCAUUCGCGGAGGCCAUUUCCGCCUCUGCGACCAAACAAAAUGAUGUCUGGAAAAGCAGCAUGUUCUCUCUCCCCGACUUGGGCACCGACCUGCACAGCGAGCUCAAUCUGCUGAGCCUAGACAAAAGCAACAGCAGUAGCAACGGCGAUUUUCAGGCUGCCUCCUCCCACAUCUCUGCCGCGGUGCAACUAACGUCCAAAGAUGAGCAAAUGACAAGCCCGGGAACGGACUCUAAAACAACCAUUGCACCCACACCAAGCAUACACCAUUUUUCAACUGGCUCUGCUACCGCGCAGUCGAACAUGUCAUCCGUGAAAAAUAGCACCCCAAAUCCUCCUCUGGCGUGUCCUAUGGUAUAUACUCCACAAGCAACUCAACUCAGCUUUUCCUCGCUUAUGUCUGUCGGGAACACGACGAUGCCGCCUAACAGCAAUAACAAUACUAAUGGUGUGGCAUACCAGCAGGCGUCUCCAGUCACAACAGUGUCAAAUAACAUACCCGCCUUUUUUACGGCUGCGCAAAAUGGCGGCAACGUCGUGAUGUUUGCCCCGAAUAACUCGCCGCAAGCAUUGUGCAUUCCCGCCACAGGAACCGCUAUGAUCCCUUACUACUUCCUCACCCCACCGCAGCAUAGACUCGAAGUGAACGGGGCAAUGGCGUACUCUUCUUUGCCUACAACGCCGCAACCAAUGACACCAGUAAUGUACAGCCCAUGGCCUCCGAAUACAAGCUCCGUGGUGGGAUCUGGGACGCCAACCCCUGUCAACUUGCAUUCGAAUACGCCUGGUAUGCCGCCGAUGUUUGACACAUCAGCCAACGCGACGACUUCUCCGUCAAUUCCUCUCAGCUUUGGGGCGACAGAGGGCAGCCAGAACUCGCCAGGCAUCCCUCCGCUUGCUCAGGCGAGCGGUGAAGGCUCCGGUAUCCCAAAAGCUCCUCCAAGAGGCAACCCGCCGAGUUACGAUUCUCUCCGACUUCAGCUGGCAAAACGUCGCCAACCACCGGGGCGGCAGCGCUCUGGGACAAACGUUCAUGGAAGCCUUCAGGGAAUUUGUACGUACUACUCUUACAAUCUUUCUGCAGCACUCAAGCAAUAUGAGCAGCCCGAUUCCCAUGUCGAAAAACCUGUAGAACAGGUUCUGCCCGUGUUUAUUCAAAUGUUCCCUUGUGAAUUGAGAGAUCGCACCAUUAUUGUCCUAAACCGCGUGGUUGAGGCUACAUGUGGCCCUGACAUUGCCACUGUAGUGGGUAUUGAGCCGCGCUCCGAGACGUCGUUUAUCACGCUCGUUCGCACGAAUGGCGUUUGGCAGCUGAUCCACAAACUGCGUUGUCGUGUGUUGAUGGACCGUCAUGGAUUUUGGUACGCCGAGAACAUGGAGCAGUACCUGCGGCUCAAGGAGUACUGCGAGAGUGUGCGGCGGCUGCCGCAGCAGAUGCGCCACUUUCAGACGGACGGGCUGCCGUGCAUGCCGCUGGUGGUGGAGCUCUCGCGGAGUGUGAACGCGGCGUCCGUGACGUCCCCCCCGGCCCGCCGCCAUUUGACG
This is a messenger RNA of Trypanosoma conorhini, 1635 nucleotides long. RefSeq lists its product as uncharacterized. The annotation marks the transcript as partial. The record is from RefSeq and is a predicted model, not a curated record. The transcript has a single exon. Lineage: Eukaryota; Euglenozoa; Kinetoplastea; Trypanosomatida; Trypanosomatidae.